GCUAGGCGAUGAACUUUUGACGGAUGUGGUUUUUUGAUGCUAUUCCUGCAACAACUCUAGCCAAGGUGCCGGUGUAGGUGAUGGCAAGACAUUGAUCAAAAACUAUGUGAUUGUCAUGUACAUAGAAGCACACCAUGGCCGUAAAGCACAAAAGCGACUAUCGGUUGGGUUUUGUUAGUCUCCUCCAACCAACGUGCUGUUCCCGAACGUUGGCGUCAUGGUUCUGUUAUUGCAUGCUCGCCUGUGCCCUUCCUGCUUCUAUCUCAGCGGUCGCAGGAAGGGCUUCAUUGCAUCCGACUAGCGGUAUCUGCAGGACGUACAAACACUCCUUUGAAAAACGAAACUCUGGCGGGGUUAUUAGCCACGAGAUUGGAGAACUUGUCGGAGAGACUUUGGGCUGGUCGGGUAUCAAUGCGUCUGGAAGCCCAACCUGUCUGCAACAGAAGGGCACCCUGACCACCUCUCGGCCAAUCAACGUCAGCCGCUGCUUAGACGGGAAAACCGGACCAGUUGUCGCUUUGUCGAGGGCAGGAGACCUGAAAUGUCAUUGUGGACCUCGCCGCACCAGUGCUCCUGAGGUUGCCGUAUGCACGCCACAGCGCCAACCCUUUGACCCCUGAAUCUGUGUUGCCGCAUCAGGGCCAUUAUCGCCCCCCGGGUAGUCAAAGACGACAUUGAGUGGACUGCGCCAAAUCACCCAGGGGCGUUUGAAGCCCUGGA
Messenger RNA from Canariomyces notabilis, 720 nucleotides. RefSeq lists its product as uncharacterized. The transcript has a single exon. The record is from RefSeq and is a predicted model, not a curated record. Bases 135 to 620 code for a protein of 161 amino acids. Lineage: Eukaryota; Fungi; Ascomycota; Sordariomycetes; Sordariales; Chaetomiaceae.